UCUCAAACACUGAGUUAGUUAGUCUUAGGUCCUUCCGACAUUUCCUCAAUGUCGUUUUCAUUUAUUGCCUGGCUGUUCAUUUCUUUGUGCGGAUCUGGACAUGCAGAUCGUCCUGGUGAACUUUCCGCUGUGCUAAGUGAGAUCUCUCAGCGGGCGCAUGGAAAGCAUUGUGAGGACAUCCUGCAGACCAUAGAAACGAAGAUGGGUGUCGAACGAAAGGAGUGGAUUGAAGGUCAAAGUGCCAGUUUUGAAGCAGCAUUGCGUCCAUUGUUUGCUGUACUUCCCCAUGGCAACACUGGAAGAUUGGGUCUUGAGAUGGCAAGGUAUGCUUUACAUCGAGUCUUUGUGGAUGCCAGAGGUUGGAAUGUGAAUGGCCUUGAAGAGUCCAACCUACACGGAGUCCGCAAUGCCUCAACACUUCCACCCUUACAGAGUAUCCUGCGGGGUCAAGUUCCACCAGAAGUCGAAGCCGCGUUCCAACAAUGCUUCGCUACAGACGUGGGCAUCAAGGAUCUAGGCUUGCUGGCAGCUUCACUGGAUGAGCUUGUGCACCAGGAGGUUCUACAACGCGCCAAAAACGUGUUUAAGGCCAAGAAACUCCCUAUGUUUGGACAUAUCGAUCUGAAGCAGAUGCAGGAGGUUCUGGAACAAGUGAUGAUGGGCUACAUUUGCGAUUCAGCUGGGAUCCAGCAAGAGGAAAGGGAGAAGUACCUCUCUGGUGAGCUUGACAUCCGGGAGAAAUAUCCUUCUUGGCCCAGCCUUCAGCAAUUCCUGCACAGCCUGCAAGACGUGAUGCUUCCAGCACAAGCAACACGUUUUCACUUCGAAGACUUGACUGGACUGGUGAAAGAAUUGAACGAACACUAUGGCAGGUGGCAAGACGGAGAAUGUCAAGUCUUAUCGAACGAGUUGAAAGAUUUGGAGGCGCAAUGUCCUGGUCACAUCAACUUACGUCAGUUCUACUCCAGCCAUCUGCACCAAAACAAGUGGCAGUUUACUGAAAGUGUCCAGUACCUUCGAUCCCUUGGUGCUUUGGAGGAAAGCGAGACAAAUAAACCCAGAUUGAUUUCUACAAAUUAUGUUCUGGGAGCCAACAACUGUGUGUCAACAUCGCAAUUCUACUCACAGUGCUGCGUGAACCAAUGUGACGCUCACCUCCGCAAGUUGGAAAAGGCUGUUGCGCAAGCCGAAGUUCCAGCAGAUGAUUUGCAGGCUGCGAUCACAGCGGUUUUGCCGGAACCUGACCCCGAAGGCUUGUUCGAAAAGCUGCAGGAGAUCGCCAAAAGACAUGGCGGAAAGGUAACACUGCAUGGACUUCAGUUUGCAGAGUGGCUUCACCAUGCAUAUCCUCGAGAAUGCCCUGCUCCUAAGUUCAAGGACCAGCCGGAAGAACUUUCAAGCCACUUUGAAUCUCGCACCCACAUGUCCUCUACCUUCUCUGAUGCUGAUAUGGAGGCAUAUCUUGAGAGUCACAACGUGGCAGAGUCUCAAAAGUGUCACAUUCCGUGGACCGAAGAAGUGCCAAACGUGCCACUCCAGGCACGUCGGCUUCAAGAAAUGACGCCUUCAGGUGGUUCAACCAGCUGGUGGGCUGCCUUCGCAGCCGUCAGCGCACUUGGCAGUUUGGUGACUGCCCGUGUUGUCACCAGGAAUGAAAUGAACGCAGAGGCUCCAACGGAUCCCAUGGCUUAAGCGCCUUGAGAGGCUUGAGACCUCAACCAAUGUCUCCUUGAUUUCAGAGUCCAUCUGGCGGUUCCCAUCUUCCAAGUGGCCGCAGAACGUGUGGAAUGCUGAGGAAAGGCAACCAGCGCAGAGUUGGCUGUGAGUGACUACUGUGUCUGACUAUAUAGGCAGGUGCUUUUGCAAGAAAAUGUCCAGUGACAAGAAGGUUAAAGUUUCC
Molecule: messenger RNA, 1900 nt
Organism: Cladocopium goreaui
Lineage: Eukaryota; Dinophyceae; Suessiales; Symbiodiniaceae
Source: the annotation of a GenBank genome assembly